This is a messenger RNA of Chara braunii, 2785 nucleotides long. The record is from the annotation of a GenBank genome assembly. NCBI's taxonomy places the organism in Eukaryota, Viridiplantae, Streptophyta, Charophyceae, Charales, Characeae.
UGGGAAUUUGUAACGCCUCUACUACGUUUCAGCGGGCCAUGAAUAUGGCCUUCGCUGAGUUCGUUAACAAAACCCGACUAACCCAGCCCCUGAUCAAUUUCUGCGUGAUUGUGUACAUGGACGAUAUUUUGGUCUUUUCAAAAACACACGAGUACCACCGGGAGCACAUUGAGUGGGUUUUGCAUGCACUAAAAGAUGCGGGGUUCAAAGUGGCCUUGGAGAAAAGAGAGUUCUUCUUGUCGGAGAUCUCAUUCUUAAGGUACAUCGUCACGGUCGAUGGACUAAAACCGGAUCUGAGGAAGGUGGCAGCAGUUCAAGAAACCCCGGCGCCAGUCACACUCACCCAGGUUCGGGUUUUUCUAGGGCUGGCAUCCUAUUACCGACGCUUCAUCAAGGGGUUCGCCCGUGUAGCGAAGCCCCUAACGAACCUGCUGAAGAAAGAGGAGCAGCUGAUCUGGACGCCGGAAUGCGAAGCGGCGUUUCAAGCGUUGAAGGAGGCUUUGACAUCUGCUCCUGUGUUGACGCGUCCCGACCCGACAAGACCGUUCGCACUGUACACCGAUUGGCAGCCACAGGCGAUAUCGGCGGUGCUGACUCAGCACGGGGCGGACGGAAGGGAACACGUCAUUGAGAAUGUGUCCAAGACGCUGAGCCAUGCGCAAGCUAAUUACGAAGCGUGCAAAGGCGAAUGCCUGGCGGUGGUGUGGGGGAUUCAGCAUUUUCGACCGUAUCUUUACGGCCAGAAAUUCGUGCUGGUAACGGAUCAUCAGCCGCUGCUGUCCCUACGCAACAACACGGACGACAUGGGGAUGCUGGGAAGGUGGGCGGUGCGUCUACAGGACUAUGACUUCGACAUCUGUCACCGUGCCACGCGGCAGCAUGGCAACGCCGAUGGAUUGACGCGCCUCCUGCCGCCCAACGAGUGUCCCGCCAACGAGCGACUCAUUCCGUGGAGGCCAGAAGCCGCGACGACGAAACCGCGCUACGGGGAGCUACACGAGCAUGAACUGCUCGAGCACUUCCAGCCGCCCAUCUCGGACGCUCUUCUCCGGAACCGGUUCAACGAYGAUCGGCAGCUGCGCUUCGACAUUCAGCAAGUGAACGUGUCGGCACCCAGCGUUGCUGACUUGGCGGUGUACUCGCUCCUCGCGCAGCUUAUGACGUACGCAGGGGUCUAUGUGGACAUAUCGCCCGUGCCUGGUCAGGAAUCCACGCGAGUGUUCAUCGAGUUCCGAGCCAUCCAGGUGGCUACGAACUUUGUGCACAGCAUCGCUACUUUCACCGGGGAUUUAACCGUCUUGCCCGGGCACGAUCAGGAGCCGACGUACAGGUUCUUGCACGACUACGCCCUCCAGGUGGCUAGAUCGGUGGCGCGGGUGCAGGCGAGGGGCACCCAUCGCUUCACCACAUACGAAGGACUUCUGCGGCGGACUCCGGAGGAAGCACUUGCAUUGGUGCCGCAGCUUCCCUCGCUCCUUCCUCCCGCCGAGCCCCUCAACAUUCAAGCUCUCCCCUAUCCUAUGCGCAACUUCCCCGAGUACCUGGUGGAGCUGACGGAUGUUGAGCAGUUGCCGCCCGCUGACGAGGACGCGUGGGAGCUGCAUCGGGCGCUGUAUUUGUCGGUGGUGCUGGGCAUGUUUACAUUCUUCGUGGAGCAUGAAGUUCAUAACGUCGGCGAGUUCCUCUACGUAUACUACAUAAUCGCCAAGCCGAAGCCGGAGCGGAAGGAGGGAAUGGUGGCGCUUUACCCUUUCGGGAGGAUCAGAACGAAUCGCCCGGGGCUCUUACAGCUCAUUCACAUCGAGCUGUUGUCCAUUGCGCAGGUUAUCGCCGCAGAAGAAGAAGACUUGCAGCUAAGACUGCGGACCGCCUCAGCCCCGUGCAGAGCAUAUAACGCGGCGGUGAUACCUGACUACUUGGCGCGUGAGGGGGAGUCCGUGGUGGACUUCGGGCACGAAGACAAGCCGCUGCGGCCUCCAUCAUCGUAUCCAAAGCCGGCGGCCCUGAAGGCACUGAAAAAGAGAACCGUCCCGAAGCGGCGACGAAGUCCAUCGCCGGAAGCUCAGGCCAGUCGGGUGGGGCCUGUCGAGGAGGUUGUCCAGCCUGCGCCGGUGGGCCAUCAGGCGGAGGGGGGGGAUUGGGACGAGUUCCAUAUCCUGCAUCCAGACCCCCCCUCCUUGCAGGACCGUUCCGAUUUCGCCAGCCCGCGCGAGAUACCCCGGUCAUUGAUAUUAGCAGUUCCCCCGAGCCGGACGGUCCAUCAAACCGGCGUGGAUCACAUGGUGGAACUGGCCACCAUCCGGCUUGAGGCCAUCGAGGGGGCGCCGCGCCCUGAUCCGGCAUGGGAGGCGUUCUUGCAGCCUCCAUUCGAAGGAUGUAUAGCGGCGAGGUUGGCGGGCACGCUCAUCUACGAGACCGGCGGCCGGCCCAACAUUAUGUACCAUAUCCUGGUCUUCGCGGUGGUUAAGCGGGAGCGGAAGCCGUACACGGAGACCCAUCUGGUGCUGACGGGUCCGAGAAAUCGGCCGCUGCGACGACGAAUCAUUCGGGCGAUCGUCGGUCUCGCGCCACGGGUCCUCUCGCAUGUGCCGGGAGCUUUCCUUUACCCCUCCUUUGUCCGUUACCACUUCAAUGAAGUGGAAUUGCCAGCCAACUUGGCCGCGCUCGCGGCGUUCCUCCCUCCUCUUCCUCCCCCUCUCAAUCCGGAGAUUGAUUACUUCCUAUGAUCAUCGCCACCACCACCUCUUUCUUUUUCUUCUUCUUUUCCGGAUUCAAAGCUCGCGCG